This is a messenger RNA of Corylus avellana, 1101 nucleotides long. RefSeq names its product putative transcription factor At5g28040. The record is from RefSeq and is a predicted model, not a curated record. Lineage: Eukaryota; Viridiplantae; Streptophyta; Magnoliopsida; Fagales; Betulaceae. Gene Ontology annotation, biological process: regulation of DNA-templated transcription. Gene Ontology annotation, cellular component: nucleus.
AUGCUUUCUUCCUUUGUUGGCUGGAUUAUGUUCUCUUCCUCUUCCUCUUCCUCUUCUUCCUCCCAAUACGAAGCAGAAGAAGACGACGACGACGACUCGCGAAACGACUGCGUUUCGACUGAACCUCGUGAUCACAUUGACAUUAAUAUCACCAAUGACGAGGAGAAAAACGACGUCGUCUCGGCUGACGAUGAUCGCGAUAUUCCGGUCGGCAUCGCUGUCCCCACCGACGCCUUCGCCUCUGUAACCGUGGCACUCCCCGCCACCGUGGCCCCGAUAGGCGAUCGCGAUCGCCCUUCGAUUGCAACCACCACCACCGUCAUCGGGAAUCGAAAACGGCGUCGCAAUGACGACGUCGACGUCGACGACGAUGAGGAUGGUCGGAGACUGUUCCAUAGGCUUUGGACGAAGGAGGACGAGAUGGAGCUCUUGCGAGGCUUCCUGGACUACACAACGCGACGUGGCAGCACUCAGUGCAAAGACACCGCAUUGUUCUACGACCAAAUCCGGUCAAAGCUCCACGUGGCUUUCAACAAGAACCAGCUCUUGGAAAAGCUCCGCAGGCUAAAGAAGAAGUACCGAAACUUUCUUCACAAAAUCGGCUCCAACAAAGAGUUUUCUUUCAGGAACGCUCACGAUCAGGCCACGUUUGAAAUCUCUCGUAAGAUCUGGGGCGUUGAUCAUGAUCAACCAAUUAGUCAUCAUAACCUUGAUAGCCUCAAUCUUGUCAAUGUUAAGGUGGAGAGCGACGAAGUUGUCGGCGAUUGGAGGCCCCCGAAGCCGACGAAGUCCCCGUUAGGCUUGAGGAGCAAUGAGAAGCACGUAUCGAACAAUGGGUCGACGUCAAAUCAAAAGAACGACAGCGUAUCGGAUUCGAUGGAGGAGACAGUGAGGAGUUGCUUGUCGCCGUUGUUUAAGAAGCUGUUGAGUAAUGCAUUGAGUCCGAUGCCGGCGACGUUGAAUUUGGUGGGUGGGGAAGCGGCGGAUGAGAAGUGGAGGGAGCAGCGGAUUUUGGAGUUGGAGGUGUAUUCGAAGCGGUUGGAGUUAAUACAGGAUCAGAUUAAGGGAGCAUUGGAGGAGUUGCGGUCUAUGGGAGGGUGA